Aethina tumida (small hive beetle) is the source of this 3113-nucleotide messenger RNA. Its product is annotated as elongation factor-like GTPase 1. The transcript is spliced from 3 exons. Gene Ontology annotation, molecular function: GTPase activity; ribosome binding; GTP binding. Gene Ontology annotation, biological process: cytosolic ribosome assembly. NCBI's taxonomy places the organism in Eukaryota, Metazoa, Arthropoda, Insecta, Coleoptera, Nitidulidae. The record is from RefSeq and is a predicted model, not a curated record. Bases 190 to 3108 code for a protein of 972 amino acids. Gene Ontology annotation, cellular component: ribonucleoprotein complex; cytosol.
AACAUAACCACAAAAUUGAAAUUCACAUUUUUCGAAGAUAUUUUUUAAAUAAUGUAUAUUUGUGAUAUUUUUUGUGAUACAAAUAGUUAAUUGUUAUAUAGUAAAAAUAUUGUUCAACAUUUUAUUGUAUUUUAGAUACAUUAGAUACAAUUACUGAAUACUGCUGUAUUUAAAUAUCAAAUUACAAAAAUGGAAUCAAUAAAACCAACACCUCAAGAAUUUCAACAUUAUAUGAAAUUACCGAAGCAUAUUAGAAACGUGUGUAUAUUAGCUCACGUUGAUCACGGCAAAACCACAUUAUGUGACGCACUUUUGGCUACUAACCGUCUAAUUAGUAAACGUUUGGCUGGUACUGUCCGAUAUUUGGAUGACCGACAAGAUGAACAAGAAAGAGGAAUAACUAUGAAAAGUAGCGCGGUGUCGCUCCUAAAUGUGGUGAAGGACCCAGAAAAAGGUAACAUUCCAAUUUUACUAAAUCUAAUAGACACUCCAGGCCACAUAGACUUCUCCACGGAGGUAGGAGCGGCUUUACGCGUCUGCGAUGGGGCCGUGGUGCUCGUCGACUUGGCUGAAGGUGUUUGUGUUCAAACAAGGGAGUGCAUCAAAAAGGCUAUGCAAGAAAAGGCACAAAUGGUGCUCGUUUUGAACAAAUUUGAUCGGUUGAUUGUUGAAAUGAGACUGGACGUUAAUGAAAUUUUUAAUUAUAUACUGAGAGCGAUCGAGAUUUGCAACGUUAUUGUGGCAGAGAUGUACCAAUUGGAAUAUCCAGAUUGCGGCGUGGAUGUAGAGGAUAGUGGAUUCUUGUUCAGUCCUGAUACAGGGAAUGUUAUAUUCGCCAGCGCCAUUCAUGGAUGGGGCUUCACUCUGAAACAGUUAUCCAGACUGUUUUUACCCUUGGUUAUUGAUGAAACUGUUGACACUCUCACAAGCAAAUUAUGGAACUUUGAUUGCUAUGUGGAUCAAAAAAAGAUAAUUAGAACUGGAGCAGUAGUUAAGGGAAAGGACAACUUAUUUAAACAGUUUUGUAUUAAAACUAUUUUAGCUAUCUAUGAAACAAUAGUUAUAAGAAUGGACAAACUGAAAGUUAACAACAUACUUCAAAAACUGGGCAUAACAACACCUACAAAAGAUAUGCUUCACAAUGAUCCAAAAAUCCAAAUCAAGGCUAUAAUGCAAGCCUGGAAACCAAUUGCAGAAACUAUUUUAUUACAAUGUUUUAACAUCUUUGGUAAUCCUGGCACAAUGUCUGCAGAAAAAACUGACUAUUUAUUGAAUGUCACCAGACAUCCUGCUGACAUCCAAAUACAAGAGUGUAUAAAAAAUAUAAAACCACAUAUAGAAAAUCCUACAGAGGACACUGAAACAGUGGCGUACGUUUCGAAAAUGUUUUGUAUGGACAAAAAGAAUGCGAGUGGAUCCAAAAUUGUGAUGCCUGCUCCAAGAGCAACAGUCUUAGAAAAACAACUUAAUAGUUUGUCUUUAACUGAAGAAAAACCGAAUGUUAUUGAAGAGAUAGACAAAAUUCAAGUAAUUGCAUUGACUCGACUUUUCACUGGCACUUUAAAGGUUGGACAGGAAAUCUACGUGCUUGAUUCAAAUUACCGACCUGGGAAAGACAAACACGUGGAAAAAGUCGUCAUUAAGAACUUGUAUAUGUUCUUUGGCAAAGACGUGAUGGAUGUGGAUAGCGUUCCUCCAGGUAACUUUUGUGGAGUUGGAGGUUUGGAAACCAGCGUUAUCAGAACUGCCACUUUAUCCACUACAUUGAACAUGGUUCCGUUUUAUGAAAGUCCCGCUUUAGAGCCAGUUAUCAGAAACUCGAUCGAGCCAGCGAAUCCUAAAGAUUUGCCCGUGUUACGUGAAGGUUUGAAGCUUCUGAUGCAAAGCGAUUCCUGCGUCCAAGUUAUGAUACAGGAGAAUGGUGAGAUGGUCCUUUUGACGGCUGGUGAUGUGCACUUGGCGAAGUGCAUAGAGGACUUAACCAAAAAGUUCACUAAUAUUGCAGUCAAUGUUUCUAGUCCAAUGGUGGCACUCCGUGAGACUGUACUAAUUUCUGGCAACGAUUUAGAUUAUUUAAACAACGUAGAGAAUUAUAUGACGACGCAGAAUGAUCACCUAAAAUUGUCUGCCGUUGCGUUGCAAAUUCCAGAAAACAUAAUGGAAGUUUUGAAACGUAACUACCUUCUUUUAAGAGAUGUGGAAGAUACUCAAAAGAAAUCGUUGAUUGAUAUGGUAAAUCUGGAUGGUCAAACAAAUGAAACCGUAUUGGAAUCAUUACAAACAUCAAUUAAAGCAUUCAAGGAUGCAAUAGCUGUAACAAGAACAAGCAAGCAACCAGUUUGGAAACAUUUGGAAGACACAAUAUGGAGUAUAGGAAGAAACUCUCAAUGUAUUAAUGUAUUAGUCAACAAAGUAGAACAUUUUGGAAGAAAUAUUUUCACAUACCUGGAUGCAGCAGAUAAACGAUUGUUCUUUGACCACUGCGUUGUUAACGCGUUCGAUACAGUGUGCAAGGCUGGACCUUUAUGUGAAGAACCGUUGAUGAACGUAGCUUUCGUUAUAACAGAAUUUGAACUGUUGAGUGAUGUAAAGCCUGAGGAAAUUACACCCCAAUUCGCUUCAGGAAUUGAAGGAAUGAUCAGAAAUGUAUUGAGAAAAUCAUUUGAUAAACGUGAAAGAAGAUUGAUGGAACCGAUGUUUACUACUGACAUACAAGUCAAUACUAACAUUCUUGGAAAGGUUUACUCAGUUGUGAGUAAAAGAUGUGGCAAAGUUCUGGAUGCAGUUGGAAUGGAUGAAGAAGAAAAAGUGUAUCUUGUAAAAGCUCAAAUUCCCGUGAUCGAAAGUAUUGGGUUUGCAAAUGAGAUUAGGACUGCAACUUCCGGUCAAGCUAACCCUAAUUUAAAAUUCAGCCAUUAUGAGGUUAUUGAUGGAGAUCCCUUUUAUGAGCCAGUUGAGGAAGAUGAUGAAGAUGAGAGUAUUAACGUAGAAUCGGCGAUCAGGGCGAGUAAAAUCAGAAAAGACGUUAGAACCAGGAAGGGUUUGUAUGUAGAAGACCAGGUUGUUACCCACGCUGAAAAACAGAGAACGCUCAAUAAAAAGAAAUAAUUUUA